AUGGCUAAGCUAAGCAGGACGGACAGCCACAGUCCUGGGGUGGGUGUCGCCACCGCCACCCAGGCAGCUGUUUACCUUCCAGAGGCUGACAGUGCUCUCUCACCAGAGGAAACAGCCAUGGAGCAAGUCUGCCAGCCCGAAGAGAUGAAACGCCUUCAAGGCACCCACUUAAACCAAAGCCCAGGAAAGUCCUAUGACCCCUUGGCUCUUAAGGAAGUGCUGGUGUGUGCCUCCCAGUUGGAGGAAGAGGAACAAAAUGAGGAAGAGAGGGAGGAGGAGGUGGACCCAGAUUUAGCCCCUGACCUGGAGGAGGAGGAGGAGCAGGAAGAGGAGGAGGAAGAGAAUGAUCUCGGGGAUCCAGCUGUCCUCAGCGCUGUCCGUAACAUCCAGAAAGGUCUUCUCAGCUCCCCUGGAAUCAAGGCCCCUGGUGUGCUGGGGAUGUCGCCUGCUUCCUUGCACUUUCUGUGGCAGACUCUGGACUACCUGGCACCACUUCCUUUCCGGCCUGCCUUUCCCAGCACCAGCACUGCAGCCCCGCACUUCGGACCUCGACUGCCCUCGCCAGACCCAUCUGUCCUCUGCAGCCCGUCGACCUCGUGGCCCCUUAGGCUCAGUCAUCUGACCCAGCUCCACCCUCAGCACCAGCGGAUCUUGAAGCAACAGCAGCAGCAUGGUCGACCACCAAGUCCCCCAGCCAAGAAGCCUUGGUCUCAGCAGCCAGACCCCUAUGCUAACCUCAUGACCCGAAAAGAGAAGGACUGGGUGGUAAAAGUGCAGAUGGUUCAGCUGCAGAGUGAGAACCCCCGCCUGGAUGACUAUUACUACCAGGAAUAUUAUCAGAAACUAGAGAAGAAGCAGGCAGAUGAAGAGCUGCUUGGGCGAAGGAGCAGGUUUGAGUCCUUCAAGCUGGUCACACCUUACAUUCAGAAGGCGGAGGCUUAUGAGUCAGUGGUUCGCAUCGAGGGUUCCCUGGGCCAGGUAGCUGUAUCAACGUGUUUUAGCCCUCGCCGAGCUAUUGAUGCUGUGCCCCAUGGAACUCAAGAGCAGGAGGCUGGAGCUGCAAGCAGUCAGAGGCUUCAGGUGUUGUACCGGAUUGAGAAGCUGUUCCUUCAGUUACUAGAGAUAGAGGAAGGCCAGAAGGACGGGCCCGCACAGCCCUGUGAGCAGCAGAGCAGCCAGCUUGAGAAGCUCUUCCAGGCCUUAAAGACCCAGGAACAGAAUAAUCUGGAGGAGGCAGCGGAUGGCUUCCUGCAGGUGCUCUCCGUGAGGAAGGGAAAAGCCCUAGUGGCCCGGCUGCUCCCCUUCUUGCCCCGAGAUCGAACUGUCAGCCUUCUUCUGGCCAUCACCCGCCAUCUGCCCCUCCUUGUCAAGAGGGAUGUGGCUGAUCAGGCCCUGCAAACGUUAUUCGAACCUCUGGGCAAAUGUAUCAGCCACUUGACCUUCCAUGAACUCCUCCAAGGACUUCAGGGGCUCAUGCUGCAACCACCUGGCUCCUCAGAGCGGCCAGUCACUGUGGUGCUGCAGCAUCAGUUUGGAAUAUCUUUGCUCUAUGCCCUGCUAAGUCAUGGGGAGCAGCUGAUAUCACUGGAUUCUUCCCUAGAGGAACCCAACAGUGACCACACAGCUUGGACAGACAUGGUAGUUCUCACUGCCUGGGAGAUAGCUCAAAUGCCCACAGCCUCUCUGGCAGAACCCCUGGCCUUCCCCAGCAACCUUCUUCCUCUGUUCUGUCACCAUGUGGACAAACAACUGGUACAGCAGCUGGAGGCUAGGAUGGAGUAA
This is a messenger RNA of Balaenoptera acutorostrata (minke whale), 1782 nucleotides long. RefSeq names its product PAT1 homolog 2 (gene PATL2). The record is from RefSeq and is a predicted model, not a curated record. Gene Ontology annotation, biological process: P-body assembly; deadenylation-dependent decapping of nuclear-transcribed mRNA. Bases 1 to 1782 code for a protein of 593 amino acids. Lineage: Eukaryota; Metazoa; Chordata; Mammalia; Artiodactyla; Balaenopteridae. The transcript has 15 exons. Gene Ontology annotation, molecular function: RNA binding. Gene Ontology annotation, cellular component: P-body.